CGACUCAAAGAGCAGCCGUUGCAACGCACCGGCUUUUAGCGCUCCACGUUCGUGUCUUUUCCCGUUCGAGAGAGCAGCCUUACGGACAGUGAUCCCGUGCAUUCUCGCGCGAUGGUGGCUACACCGCGCCGGGCCGCCGUGUCCGAGGGGCCGACCCUCCACAAGCAGAUCACGAUGAUGAGCCAGAGAGGUGGCUCGCAUCCAGCUCCUGUGCAGCAGCGAGGCAAGCUGGGAACGUACAAGGGCGUGCUGGUGCCAACCUGCGAGAAUAUGUGGGGCGUCAUCAUCUUUCUCCGCUUCUACAAGAUAGUGGGGUACAGCGGCCUCGGCUAUGCGCUGCUGAUCGCGUCCCUCUCGUUUAUGGUCGCCCUCCUCACGGCUCUAUCGCUGAGCGCCAUCGCCACGUGCGGCACGAGCCAGGGCCUCGCCGGAGUGUACCCAAUGCUCGCGCGAGCCCUCGGCAAGGAGAUGGCCACCGCGGUCGGCCUCGUCUACUUCUUGGGCAUCGUCUUUCUGGCGGUGCUCGAGGUGCUCGGCGCCUGCGAGGAGCUGGAGAUGGUGCAGCACUCGCUCUUCGAGUUCACGACGCACAUCAACGCGGUGCGGGCCUGGGCGUCCGCCUUCAUGCUCGCCCUCGCGCUGCUCGUCGCGGGCGGCAUCCGCCUCAUCUCGCAGCUCGGCCUCGUCUUCUUCGCCGUCGUCCUCCUCACCAUGCUCUCCUUCUACCUCUCCCUCUUCGGAGCCCCGAACCUCGAGCCGAUCGACGCACCUGCCAACGCCACCGGCCCCGCGCCCUCCGGCCUCUCCACCGCAAACCUGCGUGCCAACUGGGGCCCCUCCUUCGCCCCCGGGUACGAGUUCACCGACUGCCUCGCCAUCUUCUUCCCCUGCUUCACCGGCAUCCUCUCCGGCGCGAACCGCGCCUCCUCGCUACGCGACCCGGCCAGCGCCAUCCCUCGCGGCACCCUCGGCGCCAUCACCCUCUCCUUCUGCGUCUACGUCUCCUUCCUCGUCCUCUGGGCCGCCGUCGGAGAGCGCGAGUACCUCACGAUGGAGCACGGCCAGCUGGACGAGCUCAUCUACCCCUCCGUCAAGGCGGCGCAGAUCGGGAUUGUCCUCUCCUCGCUCGGACAGGCGCUGCAGUGCGUCGUCGUCGCGCCCCGCCUCCUCGCGUCCAUCGCCGCCGACGGCAUGCUCCGCCCGAUGCGCUCGCUCGCCCGCCUCACCGGCGGCGAGCCGAAGCUCGCCCUCGCCGCAACGUACCUGGUCGGCGCCAUGUGCGUGCUGAUCGGCUCGCUCAACGCCGUCGCGCCGCUGCUGUCGAUGUGCUUCCUCACCUGCUACUCCAUGAUGAACCUCAACUGCUGCCUGCUCGGCCUGCUCAAGGACCCGCACUGGCGGCCGCGCUUCCGCUACUUCCACUGGGCGGUCGGCCUGGUCGGCUUCGUCCUCUGCACCAGCAUCAUGUUCGUCAUCGACUGGAGGUACGCCCUCGGCGCCUGGCUGCUCACCCUCCUCGUCCUCGCGCUCGUCGUACGCACAAACGCGCAGACCGACUGGGGGUCGGCCCUCGUCGGCCUCCGCUUCCAGCUCGCGAUGCGCUCCCUCACCGGCAUCGACAUCAAGGCGCACCUCGGCGAGAACUGGCGGCCGCAGCUCCUCCUCCUGUACCAGCUGCGCGAGGAGGAGUCGCACGGCUCGCGGCGGGGCAGCAGCGCGGCGGCGGGCUGGGGCGAGGCCGAGCCGCCGGCCGAGCCGUCCUCCAGCUCGCUCGGCGACCUCGUGCGUGGCGACGUCGGCCACACGCACGAGCGAAUGUUCUCCGUCGCGGCGCAGCUGCGGCACGGUUCGGGGCUCGUCAUCGCCGCCGCCGUCGUGCCGGGCGCGUCCGCCGACUCUCUGCGCGCCGUGGCGCUCGCCGAGGCGGAGCGCGCGCGCAUGGACUCGCUGAUGGGCAGGAUGGGCGUGCGCGGCUUCUGCAAGACGAUCCUGGCGCGGACGCUCCUCGAGGGGAAGCUGGGCGCCAUCCAGUGGGCUGGCCUCGGCCCGCUCGUGCCAAACACGCUGCUGAUGGGCUGGCCGUGGUGGUGGCGGGACGAGCCCGAAAAGUACGUCCCGGAGCUGGUGUCGACCAUCAACGCGGCGACGAUCCACGAGAAGACGCUGCUGCUCUGCCACCGCCUCUCCUCCUUCCCCGGCCCCGACGAGGAGCUGUCGGGCUUCCUCGACGUGUGGUGCAUCAUCCCACUUCUCGGAUCUUUCCUAGACCUUUCCCGGAACCUUCCUGUAGGCUUCAUCGACGUGUGGUGGAUCAUCCGCGACGGAGGCCUCAUGCUGCUGAUGGCGCACCUGAUGCGCAAGCACCGCGUGAACAGCGUCUCUUCACACCUCUAGCUGUGACCAGGCCUCAUGCUGCUGAUGGCGCACCUGAUGCGCAAGCACCGCGUGUGGCGCGGCUGCGACCUGCGGCUGCACCUCGUCAUGGAGGCGGGCGUCGACCCGCGCGCCGUCCGCUCCAACCUGCACGAGCUGCUCCGCCGCAUCAACAUCGAGGCGAAGGUGGAGGAGGUGCUGCUCGUCGCGAGGGGGUCCAUCCUGCCGUACAUGCGCACCUCCGCCCAGCGCUCCUUCGAGGAGGAGAAGCGCGCCGCCGCCGAGCAGGCCAACCCGCACCUCCACUCGCGCGACGAGGAUGUGCGCCAGCUCUCCUCCGCCUCCCCCGCGCCCGACGCGCGGCUGGCGCCAGUCUCGAGGCGCUCCUCCACCGCCGGCCACUCCGCCGCCUCGCCCCACUCUGCCGCCUCGGCCAGCCUCGCCCCGCCCCACUCCGGCCGCCGCACCUCGAGCAGCCGCGCCGCAAGCCGCGCCCCGAGCCAGACCGCCAGCUGCGCCCCCAGCCAGACCGCCAGCUGCGUCGCCAGCCGCGCCACGACGCCGCCGCCUGUGGAGGCGCGUUCGUCGCCGCCGCCCUCGCCGCCCGCCGCCUGUGAGGCCGAGUCCUCUUCCGAGAACUCUUCCGAGGACGGCGAGGGGACGCCGCUCAGCGUGCUCGGCGGGCUGCGCCUCCCGCCCGACCGGCGCGGCGUCGAGCUGGAGGCCAUCUCCGUCCUCGCGCGGGCGCCAGCGGCUGUGAUGGUGGAGCCGGGGCCGGCAGAGCCGGGGCCGGCGGCGCAGAAGAGCUCCUGGUCGCUCGCGGCCAGCAGGCCCGCCCGAUGGAUCCGCGAGUCGCGCUCGCUGCCCUCGCUGCCGACCGCGGCGGCGCCGCCGCCGCCGGUCGACUCGCCGAAGCGGCGCCUCGCCGACUUCGCCGCGCGGCACGGCCUGGGCGACGAGGCAGUCGCGGAGCUGGCGGACCUCUUCUCCUCCUCGCAGCACGGGCGCACCGACAGCUCCGUCGCCUACGACUGGGACGAGAUCCACGCCCUCAUCGUCGAGCGGUCCGUCGGCUCGUCGCUCGUGAUACUCAACCUGCCGGACGCGCCAGACAACCUCGCGCCAGACCGCUCGGGCGGGUUCGGCUUCUCGCCCCCCGGCUCGCCGCUCAGGCGCUCGGCCGGCAGGCCCGCCGACGUGUCUCCUCCCCCCGGCGCUGACGCCAGCGGCGGCCUCUGGUCGGUCGCGGAGCAGCCGGGGGAGAAGGGGGAGCGCCAGCGCCUGGCCGCGCACAUCGAGUACGUCGAGUACAUUGAGGGCCUCGCGCAGAACUUGCCCCGCGUGCUGUUUGUGCACGGCGCCGGACGCGAGGUGAUCAGAUUCGCCGAGUGAGCCUUCGCGCCGACCGAGAGCGACACACCUCGCCUUCCUCUCAGACUGUCCUCGGGCUCUCUCCUCUGUCUAGUGGCGUGCAACGACGGGGGAGGAUAGUCUCUAUGAAUCCUCUUCCUCGGCGCACAGGCCUCAAGCUCCCGAUCGCCGCAGAGUCAUGCGAUCAUGUAAUUUCGUAAGUGGUACAGUCUCACGUCUGCAUCAGUCUCUUGUGCAUCACUCAUCUGUCAUCACUGUCUCUUGUUUCCGGGACCACUCAGACUCUUCUCUAUAUGUACUAUGAUGGUAUAGAGCGCU
Emiliania huxleyi CCMP1516 is the source of this 4062-nucleotide messenger RNA. RefSeq lists its product as hypothetical. The transcript is spliced from 11 exons. Gene Ontology annotation, cellular component: membrane. Gene Ontology annotation, biological process: monoatomic ion transport; transmembrane transport. NCBI's taxonomy places the organism in Eukaryota, Haptophyta, Isochrysidales, Noelaerhabdaceae. The record is from RefSeq and is a predicted model, not a curated record. The coding region runs from base 112 to 2394 and encodes 760 amino acids. Gene Ontology annotation, molecular function: chloride:monoatomic cation symporter activity.